UCACUUGUGCUACUUGUAGUGGUUCACUCAGCUCUGCUCUGUUCACAAAGUACUGAGCUCUGGACGGAUAGUCAGCAGGAUUCGUUCCAAUAAAUACUGUGACUUUAGCGCUCACAAGUCAGUCGCAAACAUUCUCUUGAUUUCAUCAGCGAGCAUUUUCUCGAGUUUACAAGCAGAGAUCUUGUGUCGCUAGCAGCAGAAAGAUGGCAACUUCGACUCUUCCCGGCACCGAGGUGGAAAUCUCAAAGGUUUGUCUCGGCUGCUGGCAAUUCGGCGGUACGCAAGAUGCCCCUGAUGCCACAUGGGGCUCUAUGGACCAAAAAGCAGCUAACGAUAUUGUCGCCAGAGCCAUAGAUGACGGUGUGACAAUAUUCGACACCGCUGAGGGAUACGGCAACCACCAGUCUGAAGCAGUCCUGGCAGAGGCACUCGGCUCUCGACGCCGAUCUCAGGGUCUGCAGAUCGCCAGCAAGUUUGGCCGCUUCAGCGCACAGGGCCCGCACAAAUUCACCGAUGUCGACAUUGAGCAGUCACUCGAAGCCAGUCUCCGUGCUCUAAAGACCGACUACAUAGACCUUUACCAGGUCCACUGGCCAGUUAACAUGCUCUCCGCAGAGAUCACAGUCAAGGCACUGGAGCGUGCUAAGGCGCAGGGGAAGAUCCGCAACUACGGCGUGUCCAACUUCGGUCCUCAGAACCUCAAGGACUUUGUGGCGGCUGGCGGACGUCCCGUGACGAACCAGGUGCCCUACAACUUGCUGAUGCGCGCCGUGGAGUGCGACAUCAUACCGGCAUGCCGCGAGAACAACGUCGCAAUCCUGGCCUACUCGCCGCUGCAGCAGGGUCUGCUGACCGGCAAGUUUCACAAGCCAGAGGAUGUACCGGAGGGACGCCGCAGAACCAGGCACUUUGCCGGAACCAGCACUUCACUAUCACGCCAUGGCCAGGCGGGCUUUGAGAAGCUGACGUUUGACUCCAUCGCCGCUGUACGUGAGUACACGGCAGCAAACCUCAGCUGCUCCAUGGCGACCGCGUCCCUCUCCUGGAUUGCCGGCCAGAGCCAGGUUGCGGCGUGCAUUGUCGGAGCACGCACGCCGGAGCAAGUGUCGCAGAAUGCCAAGCUGGCCACCCUAACUGAGGAGCAACUUGCAAAGAUGUCCGCCAUGACAGACGAGCUGAAGACGGCGAUGGGAAACAACGCUGACAUGUGGGCGGCCGAGUCCCGAAUGGCGUAAACUGCUCUGUGUGCGUGUGCCUUGUCCCCAUGAGUUAAUGCAGCCUGCGUAAUGUCCACGUUGCAGCUGGGGACAACAUACUGUUGCGUGAUGAAGAACUAUGUGAUCAAGUGUAACAAUGAUCGUGGCAGCCAUUUUCAUUCACUGAGUACAUCUUCACCGUUUCUUGGAGUUUUUGUUUGUUUUCUCAUUGACAUCAUUUCCCCCUAACCUGGAUGUGCAAACUUUACUUUACUAUACUGUUAGGUAGCAAGCCUCCCUUUGAGACAGAGCAGGUCUCUGAAUGAUAAUAUUCCGAAUUGGCUAAUGGCCUCCUUAA
This is a messenger RNA of Sycon ciliatum, 1554 nucleotides long. RefSeq lists its product as uncharacterized. The record is from RefSeq and is a predicted model, not a curated record. The coding region runs from base 204 to 1235 and encodes 343 amino acids. Lineage: Eukaryota; Metazoa; Porifera; Calcarea; Leucosolenida; Sycettidae. The transcript has 8 exons. Gene Ontology annotation, molecular function: oxidoreductase activity.